ACGGGAUGAGGCGGCGACGGGAGGUGUUUCCUGAAGGAGGCUGGGCCUAGUGCGGGCGCAGAGGCCUGCCUCUUUCCUGAGCCUCGUUCCCGGGCCUGGUGCUAGUGCUGCUGGGGCUUCUCCUCCGCCUCCCGGGGGCCCGAGCCGGGCUGUGGCGGCGAGGCGAGGCCGGGGCGAGCGGUCCUCCGGGCGGGAGGGCGGCAGCAAGGCCGGCUGUUGCUGCUUCUGCCUGGGCGGCGCCAUGAAGGGCAAAGAGGAGAAGGAGAAGGAAGGCGGAGGCGCGGGGCUGGCCGGGCCCGGGCUCGGACUAGGCGGAGGCGGCGGAGGAGGAGGAGGCCUAGUGGGCGGCUUGGGCCUAGGCCCCGGCGGAGGCGGCGGGGUGGGAGGAGGCCACAGCCCCGAGAAGAGCCGCUCCGCCCAGGAGUACAAGGAGCAGGGGAACCGCCUCUUCGUGGGCCGCAAGUACCCCGAGGCCGCCGCCUGCUACGGGAGGGCCAUCAAUCGGAAUCCUUUGGUGGCCGUCUACUACACCAACCGGGCCUUAUGUUACCUGAAGAUGCAGCAACACGACAAGGCCUUGGCCGACUGCAAGCAUGCCCUGGAACUGGACAGCCAGUCGGUGAAAGCCCACUUCUUCCUGGGCCAAUGCCAGAUGGAGAUGGAGAACUACGAUGAGGCCAUCGCUAAUCUUCAAAGAGCCUACAACUUAGCCAAAGAGCAACGUUUGAACUUUGGGGACGACAUUCCAAGCGCUCUGCGGAUCGCCAAGAAGAAGCGUUGGAACAACAUUGAGGAGAAACGGAUCAACCAGGAAAACGAGUUGCAUUCCUAUCUUACCAAACUUAUCAUGGCGGAGAAAGAAAGGGAGUUAGAUGAAUGCCGACGGGCACAGGAAGAGGAGAAUGUGGAUGAAAACCGAAGUCGGGCACAGCUGGCCAACAUUGAAGCCAAACAUGAGAAAUACCUUGCAGACAUGGAUGAAUUAUUCUCCCAGGUGGAUGAGAAGCGGAAGAAACGGGACAUCCCUGACUAUUUGUGUGGGAAGAUCAGCUUUGAAUUGAUGCGAGAGCCCUGCAUCACACCCAGUGGGAUUACCUACGACCGGAAGGACAUAGAAGAGCAUCUCCAGCGCGUCGGCCACUUUGACCCAGUGACCCGAAGCCCCUUGACCCAGGACCAGCUGAUCCCCAACCUGGCCAUGAAGGAGGUGAUAGACGCGUUCAUAUCCGAAAACGGCUGGGUAGAAGAUUACUGAUGACUCUUGGAGGGGACGGAAAGAGGCCAGGUGUGCCCAGCCGCUUUGGACGGCUCUCUGAACUUGCUGGGCCAGCAGCAGCAGCACCAUGCCUUACUCUCGUAUUUAUCCGUCUGCCUGCCUGUGCCCUUUCUUUUGGCAAGCGAGGGCCGGAGAGCUCCGAGGCCUCCCAGUUUCCUUGGCUUCUUUUGUGGCUUGGUUAAGAUGGGCAGAAGGAAGGCUCGAUGCAGCGGAGAUGCCUAGGCAGGCCUUAAAGAAGUGAGGCAAAGAAGACAGUCUUUGGAACCCGUCGCGACCCAUGAAGGACAAUCCCCAAGCCGUGCUCACGUCCCUUCACUCGGCACACGUCUCCCUUCCGUAACGAUGCUGCUGAUGUCGUUGGGUCCGGCUCCUGUGGUAAGCGAAACGCCAGAGAGGCCGGAUCCGUCUCCCUCCUCCACUCCCCGACUUGGCUUUCAGCUGUCGUUUCUUGCCUGCUUUUUCUCUCUCUCUAACAAAGGUUUUAUUUUUUGUUUCCUCUUUCCAUUUAUUCCUGCCUGGGUGGAUUCUUUUUCCAUCUCUUUUUUCUUUGUAAAUAAAUAUCGGGGACUGGGAGGGGAAAUGGGCCCACCAAGAGAUAUUUUGCAGGUGUCGACUGGAAUUUGGGUUUUGUUGAGAUCAUUAACCUCCUUCCAGGUAGUUGUUUUAUCAAUUAAACCACUCAAAAGGAGCAUUUUGGGGGGUUGCUUUCAAUUAAAAUGUUUCCCCUUUAAUAACA
Molecule: messenger RNA, 2012 nt
Organism: Anolis carolinensis (green anole)
Lineage: Eukaryota; Metazoa; Chordata; Lepidosauria; Squamata; Anolidae
Gene: stub1
Product: STIP1 homology and U-box containing protein 1
Exons: 7
Coding region: 242-1255 (337 amino acids)
Biological process (GO): protein polyubiquitination; protein quality control for misfolded or incompletely synthesized proteins; proteasome-mediated ubiquitin-dependent protein catabolic process
Cellular component (GO): Z disc; cytoplasm
Molecular function (GO): ubiquitin protein ligase activity; protein-folding chaperone binding
Source: RefSeq, a predicted model, not a curated record